CUCGUGGAAUGGCUGCAGGCAGACGGGAUAGUCUUGCCAGAUCACGUUUCCCUGACCAGUACUGACGGAACGAGCAGUCAAACAUAUUCAGACAAUGAGAAUGAAGACAUUGGAUGGCGAAGAGGCGAUGACCGUCAUAGUGAUUCGUCUCCUUCGUUUCUUUCUGCGUUCGAGCUGGCCUUGACAGAAGCUCUUGCGGAAUUGGGCGGACAAGCUGUCCCAAAGAUGAAUUGGAGCGUGCCUUGCGAUGCAGCCUGGAUCAAUGGUGGGACUUUAAAGUGCGAGACCCCCGGUGACAUCAUGCUCCUGCUCAAGAGCUCCGAUCGCGUUCAGGAGGAUCUGAAUCGCCUCCUUAAAACGUCCGCGCCACCCGACAUUCCUUUUAGAUUCUCGCCCACGCUGACGCUCCGGAAAUGGGCGACCCUGCUCCCCUUUAUGCUUUUUCGCUGCUUUAUUUACCGUUCCUCUCUCUGCGCCAUCAGCCAGCGGGAGCCUUCUGCCUUCUAUCCCUUCCUCGCUGCUCAAGAGUCUCGCCUGAGCACGCUCCUUUAUGACUUCUUCCAGCACGAGGGAAGAGAGGGGCUUACGGGCCUUCAGAGACUAUUUGAACACGGAGAAGGGACAAUGAAGGAUGAAGUGAAAGGAAAAGGAGGACUGGCUGAAGAAACAGAUAUGGAAAUGGGAGGAAAAGAAGGACUGGCUGUAUGCGUGGACGUGUAUGUGGACCGACGGGACAAGGUCUGGGUGCUUGACGUAGCUCCUUGGGGCCCGCCUACCGAUUCGUUGCUAUUUGAGUGGGUCGAGGCGUAUGCAGAGGAUGACAGUGGGGGACAUGUGCCAUGGAAGCUCGAUUCGAUGGAUGGUCGCCAGGGUAUUUCAGCGGGAGGAAAGGAGCAUGUGAUCUAUCGGGUAGGAGACGGAGACAUCUCCAUAAAGCCGGACCCUUGGUCUUCAUGCCGCGUCCCUUUGGAGAUGAAGGAGCACAUGGUGGAAAAGGUUUUGACAGAUACAAAAAAUAAUGGAGAAUCCGAAGCAUCAGAGAUAUUGGAUUUGCAAGCGAUUCAGCGGACAACGCUCAGAGAGCAAAGAGGAGGCGAGAAAGCGGAUAGCAGCGACAGUACUGAUGAUGGUGCAGGUAUUGCACGCAUAAAUUUACUUUGAAAGUCAAUAGUGCUCUACCUGCUAGUCAAUGGUAAGUGUUUUUCUGUGGAAACAACCAUCUUGCUUUAUGCGAGGGUCUAUGGCGCCUUGAACAACAAAAGCUUCGCACGGCUCCAUCUAUCUGCGCCAAUGACGUACCUGUCGGCAGCUGAGAAAGCGCAAAAAAGGACAUUAUCAGUCGAGAUGGCAACAGCAAGCGAGUAGAAUGGAAUGCGAACCCACUGCCACGCCCACUGCCACGCCCACUCCCUCGCCUACUCCCAUGCCCACGCCGGCGCCUUGUCCUUGAUCAUCGUGGAGCAGUGUUUUUAAAAAUGUUGGGAAGCCACAGCCACCGCCACACCUACUACGUCGCCGACAGCCAC
Molecule: messenger RNA, 1526 nt
Organism: Nannochloropsis gaditana CCMP526
Product: cell division cycle 123-like protein
Exons: 4
Cellular component (GO): cytoplasm
Source: RefSeq, a predicted model, not a curated record